Messenger RNA from Zea mays, 1461 nucleotides. RefSeq names its product hypersensitive induced reaction 1. NCBI's taxonomy places the organism in Eukaryota, Viridiplantae, Streptophyta, Magnoliopsida, Poales, Poaceae. The transcript is spliced from 6 exons. The record is from RefSeq and is a predicted model, not a curated record. The coding region runs from base 276 to 1130 and encodes 284 amino acids. Gene Ontology annotation, cellular component: mitochondrion.
CCAAAUGAAUCAUUAGCAGCAUGCCAGCAUGUUGUGGUUUUCGUCGGCUGUGCUGCGGCCAACUUGCAGCAUUGGAUUUAUUGGCUUUCGCUGGCAUCUAGAUGUAGCCCUCCCCAGAUGAUUUAUUAACCCCCCACGUUCUCUUGCGUCUCCACUUGUCUUUACAAAUCGACUAUAUGUACUGCGCCUCUAUUCCCGUAAGACCAAGAAAGACCUGAACCUGAUACACCUUGCCUCUCCCCACUAAGCUUGUUUACCACGCUUGUAGAUAAGACAUGGGUCAAGCACUCGGCUUGAUUCAAGUGGAUCAAUCGACAGUAGCCAUCAAGGAAACUUUUGGGAAGUUUGACGAGGUCCUAGAGCCUGGAUGCCACUUCUUGCCAUGGUGCAUAGGGAAGCAAAUUGCUGGGUAUCUGUCACUGCGUGUGCAGCAGCUUGAUGUCCGCUGCGAAACAAAGACAAAGGAUAAUGUCUUCGUCAAUGUUGUGGCAUCUGUGCAAUAUCGUGCCCUUGCCGAUAAGGCAUCUGAUGCAUUUUACAGGCUUAGUAACACCAGGGAGCAAAUCCAGUCAUAUGUUUUUGAUGUCAUCAGGGCAAGUGUUCCGAAGAUGAACUUGGAUGAUGCCUUUGAGCAGAAGAAUGAAAUCGCCAAAGCUGUAGAAAAUGAACUUGAAAAGGCAAUGUCUAUGUAUGGAUACGAGAUUGUGCAGACUCUGAUUGUUGAUAUUGAGCCUGAUGAGCAUGUGAAGAGAGCUAUGAAUGAGAUCAAUGCAGCUGCUAGGCUGAGGUUGGCUGCCAGCGAGAAAGCUGAGGCAGAGAAGAUACUGCAGAUCAAGAGAGCCGAAGGUGAUGCAGAAUCCAAGUACUUGGCGGGUCUGGGUAUCGCAAGACAGCGCCAGGCUAUAGUGGAUGGGCUCAGAGACAGUGUUCUUGCUUUCUCUGAGAAUGUGCCUGGGACCUCUGCAAAGGAUGUCAUGGACAUGGUUCUGGUUACCCAGUACUUCGACACCAUGAAGGAGAUUGGGGCCUCGUCCAAGUCCUCGUCGGUUUUCAUCCCUCAUGGACCAGGUGCUGUCAGAGACAUCGCAGCGCAGAUAAGGGAUGGUCAGCUCCAGGCCAGUCUGCUGUGAGCACGUUGGAAAAGGCAUGCUUUUGACAUUCCCAUCAGUAAAGAAGUACAUAUACAUCAUGAGGAGUAAAAAAAAACUUACUAGCGAUAAUGUGAGUACAGCUUGUUCGUUCUAUCUAUAUGGUGCAUGUGAUUAUUAUUAUGGAGAUUAAUGUUAAAUAGGUUCGCAUGUAUUGUGCCAGAACAAGGCUAAGGACCAGUUUGCGUAAAAAAAUGUAUGUUUGGAACUUAUCUAAGUUUUGGAGCCUGAGGAAACCCCUCCAUCCUGUGCAAACUAUUUUGUGGUACCCUGCUUCUCUGUUAUCGUGAAUGAGAAUCUCAUGUUCAUUUUC